AUGACCAUUCCAAACCCUAUUUUCCCAUCCGCGUCGCGGGCCGAUGUGAGAAGUCGGUACCAGCUGGGGCGGGAGCUGGGCAAAGGCGGCGGCGGCGUGCGCAAGGAGGCGCGGGAGGAGCUGCAAGGGGAGGUGGCGGCGAUGCGGCGCGUGGGGGGGCACUCGCACGUGGUGGCGCUGCGCGCGCUGUUCGAGGACGCGGAGAGCGUGCACCUGGUCAUGGACCUCUGCGCGCACGGCGACCUCUACGACUACCUCAUCGCGCGCACCACGCUGCCCGAGCCGCUCGCCGCUGACGUCACCAGCCUGCCAUUCCUGCCAGAUCCCUGCUCGCCCGCCCCCCCUGCCUCGCAUCCGGCGCGCUACACUGCGCCCUCCCACGCUCACCACCCUGCCCACCGCCCUACCCUCUCUCUCUGCUCCCAUCACUCUCUCCUUCGCCUUUUCCAAACCCCCUCUUCCCUUCCACCCCCCUCAUUCCUCCCUUUCCCCCUCGCGCCUCAUUGCCACCCUGCGGGCAGAUCCUACUGGCCCUGCACCACUGCCACGCGUCCGGAGUGGUGCAUCGGGACAUCAAGCCCCUCUCGCGCUUACCCCCGAGCCCAUCGCCCCAUCCGCGCCCCUUGCUCCCAUCCCCUCUUCCCUUCACCCUCCAAUCCCCCUUACAGGCAGAUCCUACUAGCCCUACACCACUGCCACGCGUCAGGCGUGGUGCAUCGGGACAUCAAGCCCGAGAACAUCCUGCUCGCCGCCAAGGACGAGGCAGCGGGCAAGCUGCACCUCAAGCUCGCGGACUUCGGGCUGGCAGUGAUGCUGCGAGCGGGGCAGCAAGCGGUGGGCAUGUACGGCAGCGCGGUGUACAUGUCUCCGGAGGUCGUGUGCCGCCGCCCCUAUGGGCCCGCUGUGGACCUCUGGGGGCUGGGCGUCAUCCUCUACACCGCUCUCUCAGGUGCCCCUCUCUUACCCCAGGCCCUCCUGCCACACAACCUCCCUUCUCCGUUCCGCUCUCUCAAAUGCUGCCACUUCUUCCUUCACCCGCCCAUUCCCCCUGCCAUCCGCCCACAACCCACCCCCCGUGGCCGCCCCCCCGCAGGCUACAUGCCGUUUUGGGGCAGCACGGACGAGCAGCUCUUCUUCCGCAUUCUGCGCAACCAGCCCGACUUCUCCAUCGCGCCCUGGCCCUCCGUCGCCCCCGCCGCCAUCGACCUCGUGCGCUGGCUGCUCUCCUCCGACCCCGCCCACCGCCCCUCCGCCGCCGCCGCGCUGCACCACCCCUGGCUCGCCCAGCACUGCGGCCGGGAACCCCUUCCCUCGCCCCGCCCCGCCCCCUCCCCGUGCGUGCCGGUGGGGGCGCCGGGAUGGACGGGCGAGAGCGGUGUGGAGGGCGGCAGAGAGGGGAAGAGAGAGGGGGAGCGCGUGAAAGCAGCAGCAGAGGCGGGUGGGGGUGCAGCUGUGCCGAGGGACUCGGAGGGGGUAGGCAGUGGGAGGGGCGGUGCGGCAGGUGCUGCUGCAGCAGCAGGAGGGAGCAGAGACACGGAGAUGGGCGGUGUGGAGCCGCAGCGCACCUCGUGGGACGGCGCUGCAGGCAGUGAAGCAGCGGCAGUGCGAGGAGAGGAGAGGGGCAGGCAGGAGGGCAAGCAGGAACAGCAAGGAGAAGAGGGUGGGAGGCAAGAGCAAGGGGCCGGGGUGGCGGCGCAUGGCAGCAUGGAUGUGGAUUCACAACAGGGUGCGAGUGCGGUACAGCAGGGCGGGCGGCAGAAGCAGCCCAAGGCGCCGCCGAUCCAGCUGCCUCUCUUCGCGUCCUUCACUGGCCCCGCCUCGCCCCUCUUCUCCUCGCCCACCUCCGCUGCCAAUCGUGCUGGCAGCAGUGGCGGUGGCAGCGGUGUGUUCCUCUUCACUGCACGCCCCACCAGCGGCAGCAACAGCCACGCAGGCUCGGGUGGGAGCAUGUGGGACAGGGAGGGCAGCAAGGCGAAGCGCAAGGAGCAGCAGAGGCAGCAGCCCAACGCCCAGGUCACCCCCCCUGCUGCCCCCUCUUCCUCUGCGCCCAUGGCCUCCAUCACCGUCCCCCUCAUGCGCCGCAACCCCCCUUCCACUUCCGCUGCAUCCCCCGCCGCUGCUACUGACGCUGCUGCUGCUGCCCCCACGGAUACUGCUGCUGCUGUUUCCACUGCGCCUGUUGUGUCCGUCACCAUCCCUGUCAUCCCACCCAAACCCCCUCUCGACCCAACCCAAGAGCUCCCAUCCGUACCUGAGAUCCAGGCGCGGCUAUCCGGGCCUGACGGCUCCAUACCAGUGUCGUCGCUCUUCUCCUUCCUGCGCCCACUCAACCCCAUGGCCGCCAGGAAGUCCUCCUCCUCCCUCUCCCGCGCUGCACACCGCCCCGACUCCGACUCUUCCAUGUCCACGGCGCCGCCCAGCUUCCUCUACAGCCCACGCGAGCCCCUCAAGUCGCCCCACCACCACCACUCCUUCUCUGCCGCCGCCACCAGCAGCAGCAGCGGACUGCUCCCCUCCAGCAGCGCUCCCCGUGCGGCAGCGGCUGCUGCGUCGGAGCCGUCGUUUGGGUUGGGGCGCCUGGCGCGGCCGCUGCAGGGCAUGGCGGCCCUCAUGCGCCCCGCCUCCCCCUCCGCCUCCUCACCCGCACUCGCCCCGUCGCCAUCAGACUCACCGCAGCACAGCAUGGGGCGGGCUUCACACGAUGAGGGCUCCACAAGCACAGGACCACGCACACACCUCACCACCUCCGCCAGUGCACCGAAUGUAACCACCAUGCCUGGUGGCAGUGCUGCUUCUGCGGGGCCUGCAGUGCCGCAGGCGCCUCGCCGGGCCAGAGGGCUCAGCUCCAUAGUGAAGGCCUUUGCCUCGCUCUCCACUGCUGCUCCCCUGGGGAAUGUGGGGUCCGGCCAGCAGCACAGUGGGUGGGCCAUGGGUGGUGGUGGUGGUGGUGGAAGAGAGAGUGCGAGGGGGGGAGAGGAUUCACACAAGGGGCAGCAAGAGAAUGGGGAUUCGUCGAGUGUGAGUCACUCAGAAGCGGUUAGUGAAGCCGAUCCAAUAAUUCCUUUCCGCGCGCUCUCCCGCCACCCCCUCUAUCUUCCCGCGCGCACUCCCGCCACCCCCUCUCUCUUUACGCGCGCACUCCCUUCACCCCCUCUCUCUUCCCGCGCACACUCCCGCCACCCCCUCUCUCUUCCCGUGCGCACUCCCGCCACCCCCUCUCUCUUCCCGUCGCCACUCCGCCACCCCGCGCUCCCAUUGCGCGCAAUGGCGGACCCGAUGGACGUGGACCCCGCGGAAGCAGGCUUGCGGAAGGCGCGGGAUAAGGGGAAGGGGAAGCUGGACGACGGGGGGAAGGGGAAGGGGAAGGCGGAAGACGCGGCGGACGGGUCGCGCGGCGCCGCGGCCGCCUCUGCGAUGCCGUGGGUGGAGAAGUACCGACCCAAGUCGCUUGCUGACGUGGCAGCGCAUAAAGACAUCGUGGAUACAAUCAGCCGCCUAACAGCGUCCAACCGCCUGCCCCACCUCCUGCUGUACGGCCCACCCGGCACGGGCAAGACGUCGACGGUGCUGGCGGUGGCGAGGCAGCUGUACGGGGCGGGGGGCGUUCGGAACAUGUGUCUGGAGCUGAACGCCAGUGACGAGAGGGGCAUUGAUGUGGUGCGGCAGCAGGUGCAGGACUUCGCCUCCACUCAGUCCAUCAGCUUCGGUGCCAAGGCAGCGGUGAAGCUGGUGGUGCUGGACGAGGCGGACGCCAUGACCAAGGACGCGCAGUUCUCCCUGCGCCGCGUGAUAGAGAAGUACACGCGCAGCACGCGCUUUUGUCUCAUCUGCAACCACGUCAGCAAGAUCAUCCCGGCCCUCCAAUCGCGAUGCACGCGCUUCCGCUUCGCCCCGCUCUCCUCUGCUGACGUCACUGCCAGGCUCAGACACGUCAUCCAGGAAGAGGGUCUGGAUGUGACAGAUGGCGCGCUGUCAGCCGUUGUAAGCCUCAGUGCGGGUGACAUGCGCCGCGCCCUCAACAUUUUGCAGUCCACACACAUGUCGUGCCCCACGGUCAUGACAGAGGAGGCGGUUUAUGCCAGCACAGGCAACCCCAUGCCCAAGGACAUUCAGCAGAUGGCGCACUGGCUGCUCAACGAACCGUUCUGCACCACACUGCAACGCAUACUGCGGGUGAAGGAGGUGAAGGGGCUGGCGCUCAUAGACAUCGUGCGCUACCUGCAUGGCUUCAUCCUGACAGUGGACAUGCCAGCAGCAGUGCGCAUCGACCUCUUUGAUGCCAUGGCUGACAUUGAGUACGUUCCCUCUCUCCUCCACAACCCACUGUGCUCUGGGUACCGUCUGACCUUUACCACGAGUGAGAAGGUGCAGCUGGGGAUGGUAACAAGCAUUCCCUCAGCGUAUACCCAUCCCAUACUGAUCUCCUCUGCUCCCUCCCUCCCUCCAACCAGGUACCGUCUGACCUUUGCCACGAGUGAGAAGGUGCAGCUGGGGGCGCUGGUGGGGGCGUUCACGCACGCGCGCACCAAGCUUGUGGAGGGCGCCAAAUAA
Molecule: messenger RNA, 4551 nt
Organism: Closterium sp. Naga37s-1
Lineage: Eukaryota; Viridiplantae; Streptophyta; Zygnematophyceae; Desmidiales; Closteriaceae
Source: the annotation of a GenBank genome assembly